CCUGCCAGAGCCGAGCCGGACGCGGGAGGGCUGGCGGCCAUGGCGGUCUCGGAGCCCGGCUAUCGGAGCUGGUCCUUCUUUCCCGAGGUGCCAUCCGCCACCUUCUUCACCGCGCUGCUCUCGCUGCUGGUGUCUGGACCCCGCCUGUUCCUGCUGCAGCAGCCCCUGGCGCCCUCCGGCCUCUCGCUGAAGGCCGACGCCCUGCGCGACUGGCAAGUUUACAGGCUGGUGACCUACAUCUUUGUCUAUGAGAAUCCAAUCUCCCUAUUCUGCGGUGCUAUCGUCAUCUGGCGCUUUGCUGGCAACUUUGAGAGAACCGUGGGCACCGUCCGCCACUGCUUCUUCACCGUGAUCUUCGCCCUCUUCUCUGCUAUCAUCUUCCUGUCAUUUGAGGCUGUGACAACACUGUCAAGGCUGGGGGAGGUGGAGGAUGCCAGAGGUUUCACUCCAGUGGCUUUUGCCAUGCUGGGAGUCAACUCUGUCCGCUCUCGGAUGAGGAGGGCCCUGGUGUUUGGGGUGGUCGUGCCCACAAUGGUGGUGCCAUGGCUACUGCUGUGUGCUUCCUGGCUCAUUCCCCAGACCUCUUUCCUCAGUAAUGUCUGUGGACUUGGGAUUGGGCUAGCGUAUGGCAUCACAUACUGCUAUUCCAUCGACCUCUCAGAGCGUGUAGCACUGAAGCUUGACCAGAAGUUCCCCUUCAGCCUGAUGAGGAGGAUUUCAAUGUUCAAGUACAUCUCAGGCUCUUCAGCUGAAAGAAGAGCAGCCCAUAGCCGGAAAAUGAACCCUGUGCCUGGCUCCUACCCGACGCAGAGUGGCCAUCCUCACCUGUCCCCCAACCACCCUGUCGCCCAGAUGCAGCACACUAGUGGCCAAAAGUUAGCCUCUUGGCCCCCCAGUGCUCCGGGGCACAUGCCCAGCCUGCCUCCAUACCAGCCUGCCUCCGGCCUGUGUUAUGUACAGAACCAUUUUGGCACAACCCCUAACUCCUCUGGUGUCUACCCAGCUUCGGCGGGUGCCUCCAUGGGGGUUCAGCCUCCUGCCCCCCUCAACUGCCCCGGCACAGUGUAUUCUGGAGCCCUGGCCACUCCGAAGGCUGCAGGCUCCAAGGAGUGCUCACGGGUUCUGAUCCCCUGAGAGAGAUUUUCCAGGGGAGUUAUCUCACCUCAUGGCCUUCUGAAGAAGGUCCUCUCUGAGAUUUUCUUUACAAAAAAUUAUUUAUUGAACACCUCUGUGUGCCAGGCUCUGUGUUGAGUACUUUGAUAUUCCUAUUUCAAGCUCAUUCAUUUUCACGACAACUUUGUGAAGUGCAGUUUUUUGUCCCCAGUUUACAGGUGCAGAAAGCGAGACACUUUGUGAUGCUAUAAGGUUG
Molecule: messenger RNA, 1369 nt
Organism: Talpa occidentalis (Iberian mole)
Lineage: Eukaryota; Metazoa; Chordata; Mammalia; Eulipotyphla; Talpidae
Gene: RHBDD2
Product: rhomboid domain containing 2
Exons: 4
Coding region: 40-1134 (364 amino acids)
Cellular component (GO): membrane
Molecular function (GO): serine-type endopeptidase activity
Source: RefSeq, a predicted model, not a curated record